CGCCCACCAGUCGCUCCCCGGGCCCGACCAGGAUCGUGCGCGCACCGCGCUCCACUAGCACCCCUGCAGCCGCCAUGGGUGAACGCCUAGGGUCCGGAGGAGGCGCGAGCCAGGGGCGGGAGUGCCUCUCCAUCCACAUCGGCCAGGCGGGCGUGCAGAUGGGGUCGGCCUGCUGGGAGCUCUACUGCCUGGAGCACGGCAUCCAGCCCGACGGCCAGAUGCCGGCCGACACGACGGUCGGCAGCGAGGGCGACUCCUUCAACACCUUCUACUCCGAGACGGCCAACGGCAAGCACGUGCCCAGGGCCAUCUUCGUGGACCUCGAGCCGACCGUCGUGGAUGAGGUGCGCACGGGGGCGUACCGCCAGCUGUUCCACCCGGAGCACCUCAUCACGGGCAAGGAGGACGCCGCCAACAACUACGCCCGCGGCCACUACACCAUCGGCAAGGAGAUCAUCGACGUGACCCUGGACCGCAUCCGCAAGAUGGCCGACCACUGCCACGGCCUGCAGGGCUUCCUCAUCUUCCACUCGUUUGGCGGCGGCACCGGCUCGGGCUUCGCGUCGCUGCUGCUCGAGCGACUCUCCGUGGACUUCCCCAAAAAGAGCAAGCUCACGUUCUCCAUCUACCCUGCGCCGCAGGUGGCCACGGCCAUGGUGGAGCCGUACAACGCCAUCCUGUACACGCACCCCACCCUGGAGUACUGCGAGGUCGCCUUCCUGGUGGACAACCAGGCCAUCUACCAGAUCUGCAAGGAGAAGCUGGGCAUCGAGCGGCCGCACUACGUCAACCUCAACCGCCUCAUCGGCCAGAUCGUGUCCUCCAUCACGGCCUCGCUGCGCUUCGACGGCGCGCUCAACGUGGACCUCAACGAGUUCCAGACCAACCUCGUCCCCUACCCGCGCAUCCACUUCCCACUGGCGACGUACGCUCCCGUCAUAUCCGCCGACAAGGUCGGCCACGAGAAGAUGACUGUCGCGGACAUCACCAAGUCCUGCUUCGAGCCGAACAACCAGAUGGUUAACUGCAACCCGCGCAAUGGCAAGUACAUGGCGGUUUGCCUGCUCUACCGCGGGGACGUGGUUCCGAAGGACGUCAACGCAGCCAUCGCCCUCAUGAAGAAGGAGCGCACGGUGCAGUUCGUCGAAUGGUGCCCGACCGGCUUCAAGGUUGGGAUAAACUACCAGCCACCCACCGUGGUGCCCGGCGGGGACCUGGCGCGAGUCUCCCGUGCCGUCUGCUCGCUGUGCAACACGAGCGCCAUCGUGGACGCCUGGGCCGCGCUCGACUACAAGUUCGAUCUCAUGUACGCCAAGAGGGCCUUCGUGCACUGGUACGUCGGCGAGGGCAUGGAGGAAGGAGAGUUUUCCGAGGCGAGGGAAGACCUGGCCGCCCUCGAGAUGGACUACCGGGAGGUGCAAGAGGACACCAUGCCCGACGACCAGGACGACUACUAAGACUGGGUACAUCUCACAUCAAACUUCAUACAUACUUUCUCACGGAAAAAAAUAAACGAGUUAUUUAACAAUAGAGA
This is a messenger RNA of Frankliniella occidentalis (western flower thrips), 1534 nucleotides long. RefSeq names its product tubulin alpha-1C chain-like. The record is from RefSeq and is a predicted model, not a curated record. Lineage: Eukaryota; Metazoa; Arthropoda; Insecta; Thysanoptera; Thripidae. Gene Ontology annotation, cellular component: microtubule; cytoplasm. Gene Ontology annotation, biological process: mitotic cell cycle; microtubule cytoskeleton organization. Bases 75 to 1457 code for a protein of 460 amino acids. The transcript has 7 exons. Gene Ontology annotation, molecular function: GTP binding; structural constituent of cytoskeleton.